AAGUAUUAUUACAGGCGUCAGUUGAGUGUGGUAUGAGCUGUGUGACUGGGUUCUAGUUCUAGAGCAAAGGCGUCGGUCGCACGUACGGUGUGUGGAUGUUCUCACGUGCGAAACAGCCUUGCUCCCAUUGGGUCCCCUUAAUUCCCGAGCAUCUAUUCACACUCUCACCUCACUCACACGCACACACGCUCACACACUCGCACUCGCUCUCGCUCUCGCUCUCGCUCUCCGGAAUCACAGAAAUCUCAACGAACACAACGCAAAGCAGUGAGGCUGAGACAGGGUUUUGUUUUCCCGUUUUUCUUCUAAUUCCUUUACAGCUCAACCUGCGUUUCUCUCACUCUCGCAUCUCAGAUCGAAAUCCAGCACUUGUAUAUUCUGGACUGAAUAAUGGGUUGCAUACUAUUCUAUGUUUAGCUUAGCAUGCUGGUUUAACAUGGUGUUGGUGGAAGGAUGAGUGGGACAUCGGUCCUUAGCCAAACCCAUCUUUUGUCACUGCCAAAUAAUCCACCUCAAAGCUCUGAAUUGAAUUCAAAGUUCAAUGAUAAGGGAUGGUUGUCUUUGCUUAAGAGAUGCAAGAGCAUGGAAGAGUUUAAGCAAGUUCAUGCCCAAAUUCUAAAAUUGGGCCUUUUCUUGGAUUCUUUCUGUGGUAGCAAUCUUGUUGCCACAUGUGCUCUUUCAAAAUGGGGCAGCAUGGAGUAUGCUUGCUCUAUCUUUAGGCAAAUUGAGGAACCGGGCAGCUUUGAGUACAACACCAUGAUUAGAGGAAGUGUCAAUAACGUGAAUCUAGAAGAAGCCUUGUUUCUUUAUGUUGAAAUGCUUGAAAGAGGCAUUGAACCUGACAAGUUCACCUACCCGUUUGUAUUCAAGGCAUGUUCUCUAUUAGGUGCUCUCAAGGAAGGAGUGCAAAUUCAUGGCCACAUUUUUAAGGCUGGUCUUGAUGGUGAUACCUUUGUGCAAAACAGCUUGAUCAGCAUGUAUGGCAAGUGUAGGGCAAUAAAGCAUGCUUAUGCUGUGUUUGAGCAAAUGGACGAAAGGAGUGUGGCUUCAUGGAGUGCCAUCAUUGGUGCCCAUGCUAGUGUGGAGAUGUGGCAAGAGUGCUUGAUGCUUCUUGGGGACAUGAGCAGUGAGGGGCGGCAUAGGGCUGAAGAGAGCAUUCUAGUUAGUGCUCUUUCUGCUUGCACCCAUUUGGGGUCUCCCAUUCUUGGAAGGUGCAUACAUGGGAUCUUGUUGAGGAACAUUAGUAAACUCAAUGUUGUUGUGAAGACUUCAUUAAUUGACAUGUAUGUCAAGUGUGGUUGCCUUGAGAAAGGGCUCAGUGUGUUCCAAAAUAUGGCUGAGAAGAACAGGUUUUCUUACACAGUAAUGAUCGCGGGGCUUGCCAUUCAUGGGCGUGGUAGGGAAGCUCUAAGAGUUUUCUCUGACAUGCUGGAAGAAGGUUUGGCACCAGAUGAUGUUGUCUAUGUGGGUGUGUUGAGUGCUUGCAGCCAUGCUGGUCUUGUCAAUGAGGGUCUACAAUGUUUCAAUCGCAUGAGAUUUGAACACAAGAUCAAACCAACAGUUCAACACUACGGUUGCAUGGUGGAUCUUAUGGGGAGAGCAGGGAUGCUCAGGGAAGCCUAUGACCUCAUAAAGAGAAUGCCAAUUAAGCCUAAUGACGUGGUUUGGAGGAGCCUUCUUAGUGCUUGUAAGGUUCACCUUAACUUGGAAAUAGGGGUGAUUGCAGCUGAGAAUCUUUUCAAGUUGAAUCAACACAACCCCGGGGACUAUUUGAUGCUAGCAAAUAUGUUUGCAAAAGCCAAAAAAUGGGAUGAUGUGGCUAGGAUCAGAACAGAAAUGGCUGAAAAACACUUGGUGCAAAUGCAAAUACUUGGUUUUAGUUUGGUUGAAGCAAAUAGGAAGUUGUACAAGUUUGUUUCACAGGACAAGUCUAAACCACAAUGUGACAUCAUUUAUGAUAUGAUUCACCAAAUGGAAUGGCAGUUGAAAUUUGAAGGCUAUACACCAGACAUGUCACAAGUGUUGCUUGAUGUGAAUGAAGAAGAAAAGAGGGAGAGAUUGAAAUAUCAUAGUCAGAAGUUGGCAAUUGCUUUUGCACUAAUACAGACAUCUGAGGGUUCUCCCAUAAGAAUAUCAAGAAAUCUAAAGAUGUGUAGCGACUGUCAUACGUACACUAAGUUCAUUUCCAUGAUCUAUGAACGGGAAAUCACUGUAAGAGACCGUAAUCGCUUCCACCAUUUUAAAGAUGGAACUUGCUCAUGUAAAGAUUAUUGGUGAAUUUCAUUACAUUUAUGCUUAAAGGAUUCUUAUAGGGAUAGUAUUUUUACUUCUUGACAUUUCCCACACAUAUUUGUUAUUCGAGUAAAUAGAUAACUAAUUGACAUAUGAUUGGGACAUUGUGGUAUCUUGAGCAUCUUUUUUUCUACCAAUGAUAUUGUUAUCCAUAGCACACAAGCAACUCAAGAAAAAAGGUUUUGGUUAAAUCGUUUGACAUUUUCCAUUUACUUGUUAUAGAAAU
This is a messenger RNA of Cajanus cajan (pigeon pea), 2518 nucleotides long. Its product is annotated as pentatricopeptide repeat-containing protein At1g31920. Gene Ontology annotation, biological process: RNA modification. Gene Ontology annotation, molecular function: RNA binding; protein binding; zinc ion binding. Lineage: Eukaryota; Viridiplantae; Streptophyta; Magnoliopsida; Fabales; Fabaceae. The record is from RefSeq and is a predicted model, not a curated record.